This is a messenger RNA of Cynocephalus volans (Philippine flying lemur), 453 nucleotides long. RefSeq names its product collagen, type I, alpha 1b-like. NCBI's taxonomy places the organism in Eukaryota, Metazoa, Chordata, Mammalia, Dermoptera, Cynocephalidae. The transcript has 2 exons. The record is from RefSeq and is a predicted model, not a curated record. Bases 1 to 453 code for a protein of 150 amino acids.
AUGCUGGUGGCGGACGAAGGUGCUGGUGCCCUGGAGGCAGAGGCAGGUGCAGCGGUCAGAGCAAGGGGUGCAGACGCUCAGGUCAGGCCGGGAGACCUUGGUGGGCCACGUGGGCCAGGGGAGCCUGGUGCACCAGGCGGAGCAGGUGCCCGGCCACCUGGGGAUCCUGACGACCCUGAUGACCAUGGUGGCACUGGCGAUCGUGUAGGCCCUGGCGUCGCAGGAGAGGCAGGUGCUGCAGUCAGUGGCGUUCCUCAGAUGGAGCGGGCACCAGGGCCCGGCAGAGAUGUUGUGCCCGCGGCUGGAGGCCCGGACCCCACCAGCACCCUCAGCGUGCCCUUCCCAUCGCCUGAGAACGCAGAGCUCGCCAGCCUGUUCCUGACCUCACAUGCUCAACGCCGAGGGCCAGUGCAGAAGGAGAUCAGUGUGAACCGCAACGUCCUCACUGUGUGA